GGUUUGUAAAUUUGUAAAGAAAAUAUUUGUUAAAUGUUUGGUUAGAUAUUAAGUGCACAUGGUAUACAAUUUCAAAGGCACAGAGUGUGCAAUGAAGUCUUUUUUCUAUCCCCAACCCAUUUCCCUCUCCAAAGGUAACCACUGUUAUACUAUAUAAGCUCAUUGUUCUUCUGUCUUUGAUAAUUUAUCUCAAGCAGAUUUCAAUGGCUAGCAGUGUAACUGGCAUGUGAAGGUCAUAAACAGUAAGUAGUAACCCUGUUAACUGUCAGGGUUUGUAGUCAGUCACUUCUUACCUUCAUUAGAUAGGUGAAUGCAUGUCAGCCCAGGUGAUGUUAGAAUUCAAGAACAAAUGUCUUAAAGAAGGUUUGAUUUCUUGCUCAUAUUCUGUGUCCUUUUGGGCUCUAUCUUUGGCCUUUGCCUCUGGAAUGGAGGCUGAGCUGCUUUUGGGGACUGCUGAUGUGGCAGAGGCAAAGAAGACUGGUGGAACCCCACAGUGCCUUUUAAAGCUUCUGCUUGGAAGCAGGUCAGAUUUUGAGACACAUCAUGUCCAAUUUUGAAGAUGCUGACACGGAAGAGACAAUAACUUGUCUCCAGAUAACUGUUUACCAUCCUGUCCAGCUGCAAAGUGGAAUAUUCCAAUCCAUAAGGUUUUAUAACCGAGAAAAACUUCCCUCCAGUGAAGUGGUGAAAUUUGGCCGAAAUUCCAAUAUCUGUCAUUAUACCUUUCAGGACAAACAAGUUUCCCGAGUUCAGUUUUCUCUGCAGCUGUUUAAAAAGUUUGAUAGUUCAGUUCUCUCUUUUGAAAUAAAAAAUAUGAGUAAGAAGACCAGUCUGCUUGUGGACAACAAGGAGCUGUGCUACUUAAAUAAAAUAGACCUGCCUGACAAGUGCAUGGUCAGAUUUGGUGACUAUCAACUCCUGAUAGAGAAGGAAGAUGGAGAGUCAUUAGAAUUUUUUGAGACUCAAUUUAUUUUGUCUCCAACAUCACUCUUGCAAGAAAACAACUGGCCACUACAGAAGCCCAUACCUGAGGAUGGCUGUUACUCAUCCUAUUCUACCCAAAACACUUUUCCUACAGAAAUGGAUGAAAAUGAAUUGUGAACACAGAGGGCUAAGAGGAGAAUCGUGAAGGAUGAAGAAAUCUGUAGACAUUUUAUAGAUAUUUCACAGUUUAUUAGUAUAUUACUGUUAUCUGUUAUUAAAUUUGGGAUCUCUUAUCAUUUUGAAGUCUGUAAAUUAUAUUAGUCAUUGAUUUAGUCGUCUGUUGCAUUCCUAGAUGUGUGAAGAAUUCUUAAGUGUAUUUAAGUGUACCUCUGUGAGCAUUAAUGAACAAAAAGCAUCCUUGGUGAUGAAGAAAUAGUAUUCUCAAAAUAGUUAUAUUAUUUUCUUUUUAUGCUUGAUUUUAGCCCUAUGUUUUGCAAGGAACCACUUUUAGUUUGGUCAUAUUAUUUCACAAGCGGCUCUUUGUUUUCAAUGUCAAGGCCAUGGUUGAGUUGCUCCUGGUGGUGUAGCCUGUUGGUACUUGCAGUGCUAGAGUACUGCAACACAGCAUGAUGUGUUUUGGAGCAGUGUCUAUGUGUCAUUGUGGUUUUAUUAUAGGAAGCCUUAUUUGAGCAAUAAUACCUUUUCUAUGAUUUCCUUUUUGUAGAAUUGUGGUGUUUAUUUCCAAAAGUAGUUCUCCGUAUCUAUAUUCAGUAUCUAAAACCAGUAUUUUAGACAUUUUAAUAAACCAUUGCUACAUUUAGAA
Messenger RNA from Lynx canadensis (Canada lynx), 1747 nucleotides. RefSeq names its product TRAF interacting protein with forkhead associated domain (gene TIFA). Gene Ontology annotation, biological process: canonical NF-kappaB signal transduction. Bases 544 to 1101 code for a protein of 185 amino acids. The record is from RefSeq and is a predicted model, not a curated record. Gene Ontology annotation, molecular function: protein binding. Lineage: Eukaryota; Metazoa; Chordata; Mammalia; Carnivora; Felidae. The transcript has 2 exons.